GCAGAUGAUCACAAAGGCCUCUCUAGUUGAGAUUCUGAGGUGUUUUGAACAUCCUCUAAGUGAGGAGCAAGCCUGGGCUGUCUGCUUUCAGUGUUGCUGUAAAAUGGAGCAGCUGGCUCAGGGGCUGUGCCCACUGCUCCAUUCUGUAUUCAUAAAAGAUCCUGGAAGCAUCUUUAUCCACGCUGAUGGUACUGCUUCCUUCAAGGUGUACCACAAGUCUGAUGUUGGCAGCGUUCAGCAGUCAGAGGACAAGCUGUUGGAGUACUUGGGAGUGGUGAUCUAUGAAGCCUUAGACUGGGGAAUCGACAGCCAAGUGGAGCGAGAACUGAGUGAUCCUUUGGAGAAACUUCUGUGCCUCAUGUUGAAACUGGAUGAGAAGGCAAUGAAACCAGCAGUCACCCUGCAGGAUAUUAUCAAGGCCUGUGAGGAGCACUUGUCCAGGCCCUCUGAGGCUACCAGCCAUUAUGAAAUGAUAUGUAGGACUCUCUUUACUGAAUAUGUGGAACUUCAGAAGCUUGUGACCACCAUCCAGAUCUCCAAAGAGAGUCUGAGAAAAAUGAAUGUGGAAGAUUUGCUGGAAAAUCCCCUUCAGAAGAAGGAAAAACAUGGGGCAUCCCCGUGGCCCAGCAUCAUCUGUGAGCUGCAGCACGGUGUGAGGCUGCGCAAGUCUGCUGAGCGACCGCAGCAUCCUGCACCUCCAGAAGAAUGUAUCCGCUCUCCCUACGAAUUACUUCUGGAUGAUAUUCGGCACAAGAGGUACACCUUUCGGAAGGUGCUGGAGAGGAAGCUGGAAGAGUAUGUGCCAAGGGAGUCCAGCUGGCAUGAACAACUCAUGGCAGAAAUAAAACGACCACAGAAGCUUCGGUCAGCAGCAGCAAGGGACAAUGGGAGCAGGCCCAAAGACAUGCUUGUGGCACCAAAUAUUGCCUUGAAAUCUCCAAGCAACAGUUUCUUAACCCUCCAAGAUGCCAAUACAGAGUUUAGAACUGUGAACACUACAACACAGCAGCUGGGACCAGGAGUUCAGCUUAAGAACUUCCUGUCCUCUGGUCUACAGAAAACCACUCCCAAGCUGCCUUCCAGCACCUGUCUUGCCUCAACCAGGUCAUCAGCAGUAUCCUGCAGCAGCACAGGUCUCGCUGCAAAUAGCACAUAUCCUCCUACGAGUGCACCCACACUAGGAGACAUUAAACCUAAUGGUGUCCUGAAUGCUGGCCAACAGCAGCAGCCUCCUUACAGAGGAAGGUCCAAAUCUUUGGAGAGAGGUCUUCAAAGCAAGGAAUUUGACUGUCCCUUUCCUACCAAGUGCCCUUCCCCAACCAUUGCUGAGCUGAUUGGAACCAGAUAUGCAAUGGUGGUGCUGGAAGGGCAAGGCUUCUCCCAAGGAGGUAGUGAUGGUGCCUUUCCAAGAGCAAAGAUCUGUUUCAGCUGCCAUAAGCAGAUGUUUCUUAAGUGGCCUUACAGCUGUUACCUCUGCAGCAGUGUUGUCUGCUGUGACUGCUGCAUCAAGAUGUCCAUGCCCUUUAGAAUGUGUGUACAUCUCCCACUUCACUUCCUAAAACUUUUGAGACUCUCCAGAUGGGAGGACCCAGCUACUCAAGAGCAGAAGACCUCAGAUUUGCUGCAUGAAAUAGAGCACCGGAAGUGUUUUGGUGUACCUGUUAUUUUGGAACCCUGUUGCCUAGCCCAGCCUCUGUGCUGUUACUCAGGGACUGUGGCAGACUGGCUGACUGCAGACAUCUGUACCCGAUGUGAGCAGGAUCUGUUGAACAUGGCUUCCACUCAACAGCAGAGCAUCCCUCUCAGGAGAAAUUCCUGGCCUUAAACUAGAAUGGUUCUAUCAUAAAUUUCUCCUUCACUUGUUCUGUACCUGAAGUAAAUGAAACAGCUUUAUGCAUGGCUUCAAUAAAAGACCUCCUUGAUGGUUAGUCUAAGGAGGAAGCAGAGUUAGUACUUAUGUAUUGUGAAGUAUUACAAACCUCUGUGGCUUUUAGAACUGUUU
Messenger RNA from Athene cunicularia (burrowing owl), 2002 nucleotides. Its product is annotated as protein spire homolog 1-like. Gene Ontology annotation, biological process: polar body extrusion after meiotic divisions; establishment of meiotic spindle localization; intracellular transport. Gene Ontology annotation, cellular component: cell cortex; cytoplasmic vesicle membrane. The record is from RefSeq and is a predicted model, not a curated record. The coding region runs from base 5 to 1825 and encodes 606 amino acids. Lineage: Eukaryota; Metazoa; Chordata; Aves; Strigiformes; Strigidae. Gene Ontology annotation, molecular function: actin binding. The transcript has 15 exons.